Ipomoea triloba (trilobed morning glory) is the source of this 1182-nucleotide messenger RNA. RefSeq names its product putative NAC domain-containing protein 94. Gene Ontology annotation, biological process: regulation of DNA-templated transcription. Gene Ontology annotation, molecular function: DNA binding. The coding region runs from base 1 to 1182 and encodes 393 amino acids. Lineage: Eukaryota; Viridiplantae; Streptophyta; Magnoliopsida; Solanales; Convolvulaceae. The record is from RefSeq and is a predicted model, not a curated record. The transcript is spliced from 3 exons.
AUGGAUGGGAGAAAUAGUGAUCAGACAGAGAAAAUAAUGGAUGAAGUUAUGUUGCCCGGUUUUAGGUUUCAUCCCACAGAUGAAGAGCUGGUAGGGUUUUAUCUGAAGAAGAAGGUCCAACAUAAACCCCUCUCCAUUGAGCUCAUCAAGCAGCUUGACAUCUAUAAAUAUGAUCCAUGGGAUCUCCCAAAGCUAGCGGCGGUGGGGGAAAAAGAAUGGUAUUUUUACUGUCCUCGGGAUCGGAAGUACAGGAACAGUGCACGGCCGAACCGGGUGACGGGGGCGGGUUUUUGGAAGGCCACCGGAACCGACCGGCCGAUCUACUCGUCGGAGACGUCAAAGUGCAUCGGACUCAAGAAAUCCCUUGUGUUCUACAAAGGUAGAGCCGCCAGAGGGAUCAAAACCGAUUGGAUGAUGCAUGAGUUCCGCCUGCCCUCCAUCUCUGAUAUCUCCACCCCAAAACGAUGUUUGGACAAAAAUAUCCCUCCCAAUGAUGCAUGGGCAAUAUGCAGGAUUUUCAAGAAAGCAAACUCCAAUGCACAAAGGGCACUUUCCCAUUCAUGGGUAGUCUCAUCAUCACCUCCAACCAUACCCCAAACCCCCACCACCACCACAACACAACAAACCCUCCUAACCCAAAACCCCAACAACCUUAAUCAAGUGUCCAUGGCAACCCAUGACUUCAAAAACUCACCGGAGAUCAUGGGCCUAGAUCUCCUCCCCUACAAUGACCCCUCCACAAGCUACACAUUCCCCCCUUCCCUAUUCACCCAUCCUCAUAUGCCCUUGCAAAAACCCACCAUUAAUGAUGCAUCUUCCUUGUUGUUGGACAUGUCAAACUCGGUGUUUGGGGAGUUUGUAGGGAAGGGUUCAGGUGAGAGCACGGUGGACUAUGGUGGGCUGAUCAACGACGGGUUUUCGGUGGUGGGGCCGGAGAAUGCCGUGGAGGGCAGCCUGCAAGAUGGUGGUGGUGGUGGUGGUGGUGGUGCAGUUGUGGUGGUGGGGCCGGGGAAAGAAUCAUCAAACAUAAUUGAUGAAUCCAUUAGGUUUUCUUUCAAUGGGUUUCCUUUGAAUAUGGGGGCUGAGAAUGCAUGGAAGUUGUCUAGUUUGGUGUGGGAGUCUUCACCAUGCCCUAGUGAGAUAUCUAGUACUAGUUAUUCUACUAGCAAGUGUUACACUUGA